Molecule: messenger RNA, 1413 nt
Organism: Sesamum indicum (sesame)
Lineage: Eukaryota; Viridiplantae; Streptophyta; Magnoliopsida; Lamiales; Pedaliaceae
Gene: PAM68
Product: PAM68-like protein (DUF3464)
Source: RefSeq, a predicted model, not a curated record
UUUGAGUAUUAUUUGAUAAAAUGGGUUUUUUCAUGAUUUAGACCUAAGUAGGGUCUUUUCCUAGUAACUGAUACACAUAGUUCAUACCCUAUCAAAAUGCUUAAGGGGCAUCAUGGUAAAUAUACCCUUCCUCGAACCAGAUAAGCUUCUCUUUACAGAAAAUCCUGAGGAUGCCAUUCCCACCAACCAUUUGAAAUAGAUGCAACUCAAAGAGAACGCAGUGCGGUGAAAAUCAUGGGAAUCUAUACGUGCGCAAGAACACCUCCUUUACCACUCCCACCUUCAGUAACCUCAACCAAGCGCGGAAUUCAAUCCCCAAGCCUUUCACCUAUACUAUCCAAUAACCAGUUCCACUUGAUACACAUUACUCCACUCUCAGCAACUUUGAAUUCUCCCAAAGGCUUCGGACCUACCCCCAAGAAAGUAAAAAAAUCCAAGAAAUCGAAGAAGAAUUAUGAAAGCGACGAAGAAGAAGAGGAAGAAGAAGAAGAAGAAGAAGAAGAAGAUGACAGAGAAGAAGGCGUAAUUCCAGAGGUAGUGACCAACCGGAUGAUAAGUAGAAUGGGAUUCUCUGUUGGAAUUCCACUUUUCAUUGGGCUGCUAUUCUUCCCUUUCUUCUACUAUCUCAAGGUUGGACUGAAGAUUGAUGUUCCCACUUGGGUACCCUUCAUUGUGUCGUUCAUCUUCUUCGGGACAGCCCUUCUGGGGGUCAGUUACGGAAUUGUGUCCGCCAGUUGGGACCCAAUGAGGGAGGGCUCACUCUUGGGUUGGAAUGAGGCUCAGAAGAAUUGGCCUGUUUUCUGGCAGUCAAUCUGGGGCGGAUCCAAAAAGAAAGAUUCAUCGAAAAGGUCAAAGCUACAACCUCUGAGUUUUGCAUAUCUUCACACAAGGAAAUAGCAGAAAUUGCUUGUUAAACAGAAAACUUUGAUUUGCCAGGGUGGUCUGGUCUAUUGUUGCGAAGCCUGGUAAAAGAGGUACGAUUCGUUUGGAUUAGUUGCAAAAUGCGCUUAAUUGGGUUUAAGUAGGGGGAAGGGGCAAGAGAACAGUGGCGAAAAAUAUAAAAGGUGACCACCCUUCUGGGCCUGCGUCGUCAUGGUUUAUAGCAAAAGCCCAACGAUUGAUCCAUCCGACGUGUUAUUAGGCCUUGUUUGCGUCCGGAGACUAGGCAGAUGAGUUAGUUUAUAUAUUUGCAUUCAUUUAUAUUUUUAAACUUUGUGAUGAUCCUACACGUGCUAAUUCAAAUAGUUAAUGGACCUUUGGGUAUUUUUGGAUUCUUUAUCUUCUAGGCUUUAGUUCAUCUUGUUGGGAGACUGAGCAUAGCAAAGUCCUUUGGCCCACAAGAAAUUAGACUCCAAUAGGUUUUAGAGUUUUUUGAAAGAAGUAAUCAUAUUCCCAUAGUUCAAUUAGAAACAA